Molecule: messenger RNA, 789 nt
Organism: Lolium rigidum
Lineage: Eukaryota; Viridiplantae; Streptophyta; Magnoliopsida; Poales; Poaceae
Product: iron-sulfur assembly protein IscA-like 2, mitochondrial
Exons: 4
Coding region: 35-493 (152 amino acids)
Biological process (GO): iron-sulfur cluster assembly
Cellular component (GO): mitochondrion
Molecular function (GO): 4 iron, 4 sulfur cluster binding; iron ion binding; 2 iron, 2 sulfur cluster binding
Source: RefSeq, a predicted model, not a curated record
UCGGCCGUAGAGCGCCGCCGAUUAGUCACCGGCGAUGGCUUCGUCUCGCCCCCCGCUCCGCCGCCUCGCGGCCCUGGUCUACGGCCGCGUCCGCGCGAACCAACGCCUCCUCUCCUCCUCCACCGCCGAGCGGGCGUCGCCGUCGCCCGCGGAACCGGAGGCCGUGCGCAUGACGGAGGGCUGCAUCCGAAGACUGAAAGAGUUGCAUGCUAAAGAACCAUCUGCUGAAGGGAAGAUGCUGCGAGUAAGCGUUGAAGCUGGCGGAUGUUCUGGAUUUCAAUAUUCUUUUUCUCUGGAUAGCAAGAAAAAUUCAGAAGACCGGAUCUUUGAAAAAGAUGGUGUUAAAUUGGUUGUGGAUGAUAUCUCAUACGACUUCGUGAAAGGUGCCACUGUGGAUUAUGAGGAGGAACUUAUACGCUCAGCUUUUGUGGUUUCAACAAAUCCAAGUGCAGUUGGGGGUUGCAGCUGCAAGAGUUCUUUCAUGGUCAAAUAGUUUCAACUUUAUUAGCUUGAAGAGAUAGGUAACUAUCAUAGCAUUUUGUGGUGAACUAUACCUCAUUGAUACACUUGUACAAUUGGUAUUAUUGGCAGUUUCAAAAAUACUCCUGUAUGAGUUUUGGCAUAAAAAUAUUAUCACCAAAUUCUGAUUUAUAUGUAUUUGCGUCUACCAUGUGAUGACAAGUUAUGUACAUUGAAUAAUUUGGCCUUUGGUACUUAUAUCAUAUGCUACUUUAUCUUGUAAUAUUGAUACAACAGAUAUAUUUGAGAGAUCGUGUGUAUUAUCUGAAA